Messenger RNA from Apiotrichum porosum, 879 nucleotides. RefSeq lists its product as uncharacterized. NCBI's taxonomy places the organism in Eukaryota, Fungi, Basidiomycota, Tremellomycetes, Trichosporonales, Trichosporonaceae. Bases 1 to 879 code for a protein of 292 amino acids. The transcript has 4 exons. The record is from RefSeq and is a predicted model, not a curated record.
AUGCUGCUCAUCCGCCUCAACGCUGCGGCAGGCCCAUCGCGCAUGGCGUUCCCGCGCACCUUUCACGCCGCUGCCAGCGUGACGCGCUCGCUGCACGCGUCCUCGCAUCCCAGCGUGUUGGCACCCUCCCGCACCCUUGCUGCUCACACUGCCACUCGAGGCCUGUGGUCUCGAGCGGUAUCGUUCAGCCCGAGGGCGCCCAACACCCAUAUGAGCGAGGAAAAGUGGCCUUGGUACAGCGUCGAGCCCCCCCUCCACAAGGGCAAGGUCGAGCUCGAGCGCGUCAUCUACGCGCGCCCCCGUGAAGGAAGCGGCCAGAUGCUGUGGGGAUCCAUGAUCCUCAUCGGUGCCUCUGUCGUUGUCUACUUUACCAUGCCUAGCAUCGACAAUAUACGCAAGAUUGCCGGCAAGGAGGAUGAGCCCGCGGUGCCAAACUCUUUGAUUUGGGCCUUCUUAACCAACGGCUUUAUUUACGUCGUAUCGCGCCUCUCCCUCGUCCGCUCAUACACUGCCUCUGAUCCGACCCGGUCCCAGUACUUCCUUCGCAUGAACACCGUGUUGAAGGACAGUCUCGGACCACUCGGCAAGCCCCGUGAACUUUCCCUCGACGAGGUCAAGAUCAACCUCAUUCUCGACCCACCUACCCGAAAGGGCGAGCGUGCUCGUAGCACUUGGCUCAAGAUGUCCAUCGGCAACAAGGAGCAGCGCUUGUCGACCCGCCGCCUGGACUUUAGCCCCCAGAAGGUCACCGACGACACCAAGGAGUUUGUCCUCUCGGUUCAGCGCGUGGAGGACGUUUUCGGCCACCUUAAGCCCACCUGGGGCGAAGUGGACGUUGUGCCUGGCGCCCAUCAGACGAAGAAGCGUUCGAAGAAGUAG